CCCUGCCCUGUGUGCUUUAGUGAUGGGGCAGUGAGGAUGCCAAAGCGCGACAGUCCUGUGUAGAUUUUUUUAUUUUUCAUUCAUUUUGUCUUUUUUUCAACCUGUGUGUUGCCAUGUUGCGGGUUGUAGUAGAGUCGGCUAAAGGUCUGCCUAAAAAGAAACUUGGAAAUCCUGAUCCAGUUGCCUCUGUCAUUUUUAAAGAGGAGAAGAAGAAAACAAAAUCGAUUGACAGUGAGGUGAAUCCUGUAUGGAAUGAGGUGCUUGAGUUCGAUCUGAAAGGCACUCCGCUGGACUCUAGCUCCUACAUAGAUGUGGUUGUGAAAGACUAUGAAACUAUUGGGAAAGAUAAAUUCCUUGGGUCAACCAAAAUCUCUUUGAGAGACCUCGCCUCUGGUCAAGUGAGAUCACUACCAUCCAGAAAUGUUUCUUUAGUCAAUGAAAAUGGACAGAGUAUUGGAGCUACAAUCAACCUUGUGGUUGGCUAUGAUCCUCCAGCCAAUGCUCCACCAAACCCCAAUGACCCUCAAGCAGGAGACACCACAGUGGAUGCUGGUGGUGGUGGAGGUGGUGGGGAUGAGGGUAAUGAGACUCUACCAGACGGCGGCCAAAGUGGUUCUGCAGGAACUCCCUCGUCCCCUGGUCAGACUACGAACCUCCGCCAGCAGGUGGCCAGGGCACAAAAUCGCCACCGACUAGUCAAUAAACCUCAGGACUUCCAGAUUCGCGUCCGGAUCAUUCAGGCCCGUCAGCUGUCAGGCAACAACAUCAAACCAGUGGUGAAGGUUAAUGUGUGCGGAGAGACCCACAGAACAAGGAUCAAAAGGGGAAACAACCCCUUCUUUGAUGAGAUUUUCUUCUACAACGUCCACAUGCUACCGUCGGAUCUGUUCGAUAAGCACAUCAGCUUUCGGGUGUAUAAUUCCUAUUCACUGAGGGCUGACAGUCUCAUGGGAGAAUUCAAGCUGGACGUUGGUUAUGUUUUUGAUGAACCAGCCCACUGUGUUAUGAGAAAGUGGCUCCUGUUGAACGACCCAGAUGACUCCAGCUCUGGGGCCAAAGGUUACCUCAAAGUCAGCCUCUUUGUAGUCGGGGCUGGAGAUGAGCCUCCGGCGGAGAAGAGAGAGUUGAAUGACGACCAUGAUGACAUAGAGAGUAAUCUGCUGCUGCCAGCUGGUGUGACUCUGCGAUGGGCCACGCUGUCUCUGAAGGUGUUCAGAGCUGAGGACAUUCCCCAAAUGGAUGAUGCAUUCAUCCAAACCAUGAAAGACAUUUUUGGAGGAGAUGGAAGCAAGAAGAACCUGGUGGAUCCCUUCUUAGAGGCUCGCUUUGCCGGCAAAAAGCUGUGUACUCGGAUCAUUGAGAAGAAUGCGAACCCAGAGUGGAACCAACAACUGAACCUUCAAGUAAAGUUCCCCUCGAUGUGUGAGCGUGUCAAACUGACUGUCUUUGAUUGGGAUCGUUUGACAGGAAAUGAUGCGAUUGGCACCACAUACCUGAACCUGGCCAAGAUAGCCUCCUCUGGUGGAGAGAUAGAAGAGGAACAUGCGAGAAAUGGGGACAUGCCAUCAUUUGAAGCCAACACAGGGCAGUCUGAAGUAGGUUUCCUGCCUGUCUUUGGGCCCUGCUAUGUCAACCUGUACGGCAGCCCCAGAGAGUUCUCCGGCCUGCCAGACCCCUACGAGGAUCUCAAUUAUGGCAAGGGGGAAGGAGUGGCGUACAGGGGCAGGGUUCUGGUCGAGCUGUCCACUAAGCUUGAGGGGAAAGCAGACAAAACGAUAGACAGCAUCCACAGCGAUGACAUCCUGGUGGUGCAGAAGUACCAGAGGAGGAGGAAGUACUGUCUGUGUGCAGUCUUCCACAGCGCCUCCAUGAUACAGGAACCAGGAGAGCCAAUCCAGUUUGAGGUCAGUAUCGGUAACUAUGGCAACAAAUUGGACACCACCUGCAAACCACUGGCCUCUACCACGCAGUAUAGCUGUGCUGUAUUUGAUGGUAACCACUACUAUUACCUGCCCUGGGCGGACACUAAGCCUGUGGUUGUGGUUAUAUCCUUCUGGGAGGACAUCAGCCACCGCAUGGACACUGUCAACAUCAUCCUCUACAUUACUCACCGUCUGCAAUCCAACCUGGAGGCAUUUAAAACUGCCAUCUUGGCCAAAGUCCCUGACGUUCAACUAGAAGAGGUGUGGCUGAAGUUGCUCAAUCAGCUGAUUGAAGACCUAGAAAGCUUCUCAACACCUGAGCUGGAGGGCCGCUCCAAUCUGACAUCUCUGGACAUCCAAAUCAAGAAGCUGCGAGACAGUGCUUUGUCCACCAUCAAGGACGGAGCCAGACGCAUGAGAGAGGAGGCCAGAGAGAUCCGUGACACUCUGUCUGACAUCGAGUCCUGGGCGGAGAAACUUAAGGCGCUGGCUGAGGAGCCCCAGAACAGCAUGCCCGACGUGAUCAUCUGGAUGCUGCGGGGUGAGAAGAGGGUGGCCUACAGUCGCAUCCCUGCUCACCAAAUCCUCUACUCCACAUACAGCGAGCAGGCCUGUGGACAACACUGUGGCAAGACACAGACUGUCUUUUUACAGUACCCAAUGGACAAGAAUAAGGGCCUGAAGGUGCCGGUUCAGAUUAGAGUCAACAUGUGGCUUGGUCUGUCUGCACAAGAGAAGAAGUUCAACUCCUUUUCUGAGGGAACCUUCAGCGUCUUUGCUGAGCUGUACGAGAACCAGGCCCAGAUGUUUGGGAAGUGGGGGACCACAGGACUGGUGGGACGUCACAAAUUCUCAGACGUAACAGGAAAACUGAAGCUGAAACAAGAGUACUUCAUGCCCCCAAGAGGCUGGGAGUGGGAAGCUGACUGGUUCAUUGACCCAGAGAAAGCUCUGUUAACGGAGGCAGACGCUGGACACACCGAAUUCAUGGACGAGGUGUUCCAAAAUGAGACUCGCUUCCCUGGUGGAGAGUGGAAGGCUGCCUCCGAGCCCUUCACAGAUGUGAAUGGAGAGAAGAGCCGUAACCCUGGAGAGUUUGAUUGUCCUCCAGGGUGGGUGUGGGAGGACGAGUGGACUGUGGAUGACAACAGAGCUGUGGAUGAUCAAGGCUGGGAGUAUGGAGUCACCAUUCCCCCAGGUGACAAGCCUCUGUCCUGGGUCCCCGCGGAGAAGGUGUACCACGUGCACCGCAGGAGAAGGCUGGUUCGACCUCGCAAGAGAGCUGCAGUCCCUGCAGGAGCAGCUGCGGAGAGGCGGGACCGAGGUGACCCUGAGGGCUGGGAAUUCUCAUCCCUGAUUGGCUGGAAGUUCCACAGAAAGGAGCGUUCAUCAGACACGUUCCGUCGAAGGCGCUGGAGGCGGAAGAUGGCACCAGAGGACCGGCUUGGAGCGGCUGCUAUCUUCCAGCUGGAGGGGGCGCUGGGUGUUGAUACUGAGGAGAAAGAGAAAGGCUCCAAGGUCGAUGCCACCAAGCUGUUUGGUGCCAACACGCCCACUGUGUCCUGCUCCUUUGACAGGUCACAUAUGUACCAUCUUCGUGUUUACGUGUAUCAGGCACGAAACUUAGCAUCUAUGGACAAAGAUAGUUUUUCUGAUCCGUAUGCACACAUCUCCUUCCUGCACGUUAGUAAGACAACAGAGAAGCUGCGAGCAACGUUGAACCCAACCUGGGACCAAACUCUGAUUUUCAAUGACGUGGAGAUUUAUGGAGACCCCCAGAACAUUGCUCACCGACCCCCUGAUGUUGUACUGGAGUUCUAUGACAAUGACCAAGUGGGGAAGGAUGAGCUGCUGGGCCGUAGUGUCUGUGCUCCAAUGGUGAAGUUGAACCCAGGCAUGGAUCAGAAACCCAAACUGCUGUGGCACCCCAUCAUCCAGAAAGGUCACAAAGCGGGGGAGGCGCUGGUGGCCGCUGAACUCAUCCUUAAAGACAAGUCAGGAGAGUCAGAUCUUCCCCUGGUUCCCUCAAAGAGAGCAGAGAACAUCUACAUGGUUCCCCAGGGCAUCAGGCCUGUGGUACAGCUCACUGCUGUGGAGAUUCUGGCAUGGGGCCUGAGGAACAUGAAGCCGUACCAGCUGGCCUCAGUGUCUUCACCCAGCCUGGUGGUGGAGUGUGGGGGGAAUAGGAUCGAGUCAGCCGUCAUUAAGAACAUGAAAAAGAGCCCAAACUUCCCCAGCUCUGUGCUCUUCAUCAAAGUGCUCCUUCCAAAGGAUGAGAUGUACACACCUCCCAUUGUACUGAAGGUGAUCGACCACCGUCCGUUUGGCAGGAAGCCUGUGGUGGGUCAGUGCACCAUCACCAGUCUGGAAGAGUUCAGAUGUGAUCCAUAUGUCAUCACUGCUGAGGGAGCCAUGUCUUCCAAAAUGUCUCUGAUGAUGGCUUCACCUUCCAAACAUCUCUCCAUUAACAUGGAAGAAUCAAGACCACUGCUCGAGGCUCAGCAUGUAGAGAAGGAAAAAGAGACUGUUGAUUGGUGGAGCAAAUUCUACGCUUCAACUGGAGACCAGGAGAAAUGUGGCCCUUACCUCAAAAAAGGAUAUGACACCCUCAAAGUGUAUGACUGCGAACUGGAGGAUGUCCCAGAAUUCAAAGGGCUGACUGAUUUCUGCAGCACCUUCAAACUGCAGCGAGGCAAAAAUGAAAAUGGCGACGACGACCCGAGCGUGGUUGGAGAGCUGAAGGGUUCAUUCAAGGUGUAUCCUCUGCCUGACGACCCAGGUGUCACUGCUCCUCCCCGUCAGUUCAGAGAGCUGCCCGAUAGUGGACCUCAGGAGUGUCUGGUCAGGGUUUAUGUGGUCCGGGCCAUAGACUUGCAGCCCAAAGACAACAAUGGAAAAUGUGAUCCAUACAUAAAGAUAUCACUGGGGAGGCAUACGGUUGACGACAGAGACCAUUACCUACCUAACACCACGGACCCAGUGUUUGGAAGGAUGUUUGAGAUGACGUGUUUCCUGCCCCAGGACAAGGACCUGAAAAUCUCAGUCUAUGACUAUGAUCUCCUGAGCCGGGACGAGAAGGUCGGCGAGACAGUGAUUGAUCUGGAGAACCGCUUCCUGUCCCGAUAUAACUCCUACUGUGGCCUGCCACAAACCUACUGCAUUUCUGGUAUCAACCAGUGGCGGGACCAGCUGAAGCCGUCCCAGAUUCUGGAGAACAUUGCUCGUCUGAAAGGCUUGUCCAAACCCAGGACUGAAGACAACGGCACAUCGCUCACCUACAAUGGCAAAGAGUAUACGCUGGCUCAGUUUGAAGACAACAAGGAAAUUCAUCAGCACUUGGGUCCGCCCCGAGAACGACUCUGUCUGCACGUGCUCAGAAAACAGGGACUUGUACCUGAACACGUGGAGAGCAGGACCCUUUACAGCAGCUUCCAGCCCAAUCUCUCUCAGGGAAGCCUUCAAAUGUGGGUGGACGUCUUCCCCAAAUCCAUUGGCGUCCCUGGACCCCCCUUUGACAUCACACCACGCAAGGCUAAGAAGUAUAUCCUGCGUGCUGUCAUCUGGAACACCACAGAUGUGACUUUAGAUGAGACCAGCAUCACAGGAGAACACAUGAGUGACAUCUAUGUCAAAGGCUGGAUGCCAGGCAUGGAGGAGGACAAGCAGAAGACUGAUGUCCACUACAGGUCUCUGGACGGAGAUGGCAACUUUAACUGGAGGUUCAUCUUUAACUUCGACUUCCUGCCUGCUGAACAGCUCUGUCUUGUGUCCAAGAAGGAGCACUUUUGGAGUCUUGACAAAACAGAGUUCAGGAUUCCCCCCAAGCUGAUUGUUCAGAUUUGGGAUAACGACAAAUUCUCACUGGAUGAUUACCUCGGCACACUGGAGCUGGAUUUGCGUAACCUGGUUGCUCCUGCGAAGACCCCGGAGAAGUGUUCUCUGACGAUGAUGGAUGUUCUCGAAAUGGAAUCUCCACACAAGACCGAGCAUACCAAGUCGCUGUUUGCUCAGCAGUCAGUCAGAGGCUGGUGGCCAUGUUCCAUUGAAAAUGAUGGAAAGAAGGUCCUGGGUGGAAAAGUGGAGAUGACGCUGGAGAUUAUAAGUGAAGCAGAUGCAGAUGAGAGACCUGCAGGAAAAGGCAGGGAUGAACCCAACAUGAACCCAAAACUGGACCCUCCAAAACGCCCAGAAACAUCCUUCUUUUGGUUCACCAACCCAUGUAAGACCAUGAAGUUCAUUGUGUGGCGAAGGUUCAGGUGCCUCUUCAUUGGACUCAUCAUCCUCACCAUAGUGAUUCUCUUCCUUGCCAUCCUGUUGUACUCUCUACCGAACUACAUCUCAAUGAAGAUAGUGAAACCACUAAGCUAACUCUACAAUGGAGGAAGAGCAGUGGAACUGAAAAAGGACAACUCAAAAUGUCUACAGGAUCUCAUGAACUGGGCACAACUACUGCCAAACCAUCUCAAUAUCUUUUUUUUUAUUGCCUAUAGUAUUUUAUAGAGGUUUACCUGAAUGGGAAGGGGUGCUUGCACAUUUGCACUACAUUGUCAUAUUUUACCAUGAACACUAUGUCUACACCGCUAAACUGUGACAGACAGCAAUACAUUUGAUUCUAAACCACAGCUUUUAUCUCACACAUUAACACCUACACAUAUCAAGUGAUGAGAAAACAGACCCUCCUGUACAUUAAAAUGCAAUCCAAUACAACAGUUCUGCAAUCAGUUGUAUUUGUUGGUGACAAUGUGUGAAAGAGUGAUGGGGGAGGGAUUUUUGAGGCUAUAUUUAGGGGUUUUGUUGUAUUGGAUUGCACAUUAUUGCAAGGUGUUUCAUACUGUAUGUAAAUGAGGUGAUUAACAACAAUUAAUAAAUAAGUUUCACCGUCUUGGUAUUUAUUUAAGGACUGUUGUUUAAUUGCAUUACAUUGUGCAAGGGUUUCUAUUUUUCUGGUCACUCACAAGUAAUCCUGCCAAAAACAGUCAAGUAUGUCUGUCUUUUGUAUAUUACAUUUUCACAAAUCUUGUCAGUUAAAUAUAUUAAAACAUUAUUCAACAGG
Dicentrarchus labrax (European seabass) is the source of this 6975-nucleotide messenger RNA. RefSeq names its product myoferlin-like. Gene Ontology annotation, cellular component: membrane. Gene Ontology annotation, biological process: membrane fusion; plasma membrane organization. The record is from RefSeq and is a predicted model, not a curated record. NCBI's taxonomy places the organism in Eukaryota, Metazoa, Chordata, Actinopteri, Moronidae.